Vespula pensylvanica (western yellowjacket) is the source of this 10921-nucleotide messenger RNA. RefSeq names its product CUGBP Elav-like family member 1. NCBI's taxonomy places the organism in Eukaryota, Metazoa, Arthropoda, Insecta, Hymenoptera, Vespidae. The transcript has 15 exons. Bases 2347 to 4149 code for a protein of 600 amino acids. Gene Ontology annotation, cellular component: ribonucleoprotein complex; cytoplasm; nucleus. Gene Ontology annotation, molecular function: mRNA 3'-UTR binding. Gene Ontology annotation, biological process: mRNA splice site recognition; regulation of alternative mRNA splicing, via spliceosome. The record is from RefSeq and is a predicted model, not a curated record.
ACGACGGCGACCCGUCGUCGAGAUUCUCCUCGUCGGCCGUGCGCGAAGUUUGCGAUACAAUGUUGAGUUAACCUCGUGUAAAUAGCAGCGGCUAAAGCUAGACGGAUACCGUGUCGAACAAUACCUCUUUGUCGGCUAUAGCAAACGGCUGUGUUUCUCAUCUCCCAAACAAAUGGCGUUGUUUAGCUAUGCAAUAACGAUAUCCACUUCGUCGUUGGUAUUAUUACUUGUACGAGAAAAGCAGCUAUUCUACUUUGGAUCCGUUUCACGAUGUACGUACAUUCCCGUCCGCGAAAAUUAAUCUCUCGCGAGUGCGAGUACGACAGCGACGAGUUUAUUUCUCGGAGAUUCGCGGAUAGCUUCGCGAUGAAACGAUAUUUAUAUCUUUCGAAAUAUCGGUCAGGGUUCGACAUCCGAACGUGUUCCGUACGUAUCGCGUGCGAAGAAAAGACCAAAUAGAGUCGUCUCGUUGGGUUGGUUAAGCUCGUCGGAGCGAUGAUAUAUUUCACUUAGGCGUUCGCGACGUUUUGCGUUUAGACGCGACGUGUUUACGAUUCCGUACGUAAACCGUCGCGCGCGUCGUCUUCUGAAAGCGAUUAGAAGCGUCGUCGUAUUUUAUUGCCGACUCGUACAAAAGAAUCAUUAAUUUUUCAUUUAUGAUUUUUCAACGACCGUGACGUUUAGGAACGAACGUUUAUAUGCGUCGUAAACGUCAGUAAAAAGAUCCUCGAACGGAUCGUACGUUUGGCCGGGAAGAAAACAUUUAUCUAAUCUCGGAGUCAUUUUCUCCCUUCCUUCCUUCUCCCGUUCGUCUUGUAACACUUUGUUUUAUCGCUUCGACGAUCGUAGCGAAAAAGUACAUAUUUAUACAGCAGCAUUUACUCAACGAGUCAUACGUCGUAACGGUCCAAAGUAUCUCGGCGCCGCGUAUUCGAUCGAGCGGCUACGGUGUCUUCUCGUAAAUAAAUUCGCGCCGGAUCGUUUUCCAAUUAUCGCGGUUAGAAAUCAUCGAGAGGACGAGCGAAUAAAAACGAUCGGACGACUGGAACCAUCUCGGAACGUGAAAAGACGUUCGGAUUCUCUCGAAAGAUAAGGAGAACUAACGACGAGAAUGACGCUCCUUGCAGAUGACAAUGGCCGAUACUUGGGAGUCCUCGUAGAGCCGAGGAGGUCUCUCUCUCUCUUCCUCGACCGCUCUCUCCUUCUUCCUCGUCGAGAGAAGAAGGAUCUCAUCGUUCGAGAGGGAAGAUUGCGAAGGGCGUAGGAGAAGAGGCAACGCUUUUAAAGGCGACUCUCGCCUUCUCUAUUCUCACCGCGUCCUCUUCUUCCCGCUGCGCGGGAUUUUCGAAAUUUGCCGGCACCUGGGAAGGAUCUAUCGGUGAAAAGGGGGACUGCUUCUCGAAAGGAAGAGAGACGUACACGUUUGUACUUACAUACGUAUACAUAUAUAGAUAUAGCAGCGUCUCUUUGAUAGCGUCGAUGUGAUCUCUGUCUUACGGAGAAGUACGUUGCUUGCGAGUAGGUGGAAGAGGAGGAGGAAGGGUGGGGACUCUGGGUACUGAUAAGGGCUUAUCCAGAGAUACGAUGGCUGCCGACCGAGCCGUUCUCGUCAGUCGUAGCGUUCAGGUGCCGUCGAUGAGAUCGUCGUCGUUCCGCUUUAACUACGGUGAUAUCGUCGCGAGUUCCUCGGCGCGAGUUCCCCUUUACCAAGCGGUGGUAUGCUGACUUGUCGUUCUCUUAGCGGGACGACCAGCGACAAAGAUAGAUAGAUAGUCUUCAAGGAUAUAGAUAGAUAGCUACGUAGAUAGAUAGAUAGACAGACAUAGCGAGAGGGAAAGAAGGGACGAAGAGACGGACGAAGAGAGAAGAGAGAAGAGAAGAGAAGUGGGACGUCGAGAGGACCGAAAAAGAUCGCGAAAGAAGUUCCAGUGCCUUCGGCCGUGCGAUCUCGGUUGAACGAACGUUUGAGGACGAGCUGGAUUAGAUAAGGAUAUUCGUCAACGACAAUCGCGAAUAAAACAUUUCGUAGGAUCAUCGAUCGUUCGCGAGUGUGCGGAGGCGAAGUGCCGUUCGAGUUUCGUGCAUAUCGGGUUAUCACGUACACACGAUUAUAUACCUAUAUAUAUAUAUAUAUCUAUAUAUACGUAUAUACACACACAUAUAUAUAUGUAUAUAUAUAUACUUUCGAGGACCUUCGUCCUUGAUCGUAUCGAUUCGUGAAUAUUUGCCGGCAGAGUUUGGGGGUUGAAAACCUUCAAACCGUAAAAGACAGUAAUCCUGUCUUCCUUAAGGAUAAACGAGGAGGAGAGAAGGAGGCACCGAGAGCCGGUCGCCAGGAGAGCUCCUAUGAAAAUGCUUCAAUCGCUCAACGCUCUGGCGGGGAAGAUCUCGCCGAGCUCGCCCACUGACAGCAACGCGAACAAGGUGCACAUGCAUAACAACAACAACGUCGUGCAUCAUCAUCAUCCGUAUUCCAAGCAACAAACGCAACCCUCGCCUGCGUCGCACUCGAGCAACAACAGCGAUCAAAAGGAGAACACCAUAAUGAACAAUAACAGCGUGGAGCAGCCGGAUCCAGACAAUAUAAAGAUGUUUGUAGGACAAGUACCUCACGACAUGGACGAGAACGAUCUCCGAACGUUGUUCGAGGAGUUUGGUCGAGUGCAUCAGAUCAACGUUCUGCGCGACAAAACUACCGGUAGUAGUAAAGGUUGCUGCUUUGUAACCUUCUACACGAGAAAGGCUGCCUUGGACGCACAGAACGCUUUGCACAACGUCAAGACUUUUAGCGGGAUGCGGCAUCCGAUCCAAAUGAAACCGGCAGAUAGCGAGAAUAGAAACGAACGCAAGUUGUUCGUUGGCAUGUUAUCGAAAAAGUACACGGAGAAUGACGUCAGAAGCAUGUUCAGCGUCUACGGAACGAUCGAGGAGUGUUCGGUUCUGCGAGACAAUGCUGGACAAAGUAAAGGCUGUGCCUUCGUUACUUUCGCUAGUAAACAAUAUGCUAUCAACGCCAUUAAGGCCCUUCAUCACUCGCAAACGAUGGAGGGAUGCUCAUCACCGCUGGUUGUGAAAUUCGCUGACACACAGAAGGAAAAGGAUCAAAAAAGGAUGCAGCAAAUUCAAGCGAAUCUCUGGAAUAUCGCGGGAGUCAACAUGGCGCCGCAUUACCUGACGACGGGUGAGACGCAUACGCUGGCGCCGUCGUCGUUGCAGUUAUUGCAACAGUUGCAAGCGACGACGAGUGCGGCCACCCCGGUAGCCGCCGGCGCCGGAGCGAACGCUCUCUCGAGUGUUCAGCAUCAGCUGUUGUUACAGCAGCACCUUGGCCUCGGUGCGGCUACCCCCGCACACGCCGCCCCACCUGCCGUUCCAAGUCCACCGGAGAUUAACCCUGCCAAUCUCCAGGGUCUAGCGACUCUCGCGUCCCUCGGUAACUCCGCCGGUGAGUAUGCAAACGCUGGGGUAUCACCGAUGAGUAUGCAAAAUCUUGUUACGUUGGCAGCCAUGACUGGCGGAAACGGCAACCUUCAAGUAUCGCCAACCACGUUAAGCGGACUGGCGAAUUCGACAGCAGGUAUGUCGCUAUCUGCCCUUCUCGGGAAGACAGGAAGUACAGGGUCGACCGGUGGAAGCCUGAGUCCUGUAACGUCUCUCGCGCUUAAUUCCUUGACAGGAGCACCUUUGAACGGAUUGCAGGAUUCUCUGAGUAACGCUUAUUCGAGCUUGCAGCAAUACGCAGCUCUCAUUGGAAAGACGACGGUGACCGUGGAAAAGAAAGAAUUGCAUAGGUUCCCGGCAUUCACGGCGGCAGCGGCCGCAGCAGCGGCGGCGGCACAAAAUUCGAGUUUCAGUGCCGCUGGCAAGCAGAUCGAGGGUCCCGAAGGUGGUAACCUCUUCAUCUACCAUUUACCGCAGGAAUUUAGUGAUACCGAUCUAGCUUCUACCUUUCUACCUUUCGGCAAUGUCAUAUCCGCCAAAGUUUUCAUCGAUAAGCAGACGAAAUUGAGCAAAUGCUUCGGUUUCGUCUCGUACGACAACUCUGCGAGCGCGCAAGCAGCAAUCCAGGCGAUGAACGGUUUCCAGAUCGGCACGAAGCGACUUAAGGUUCAAUUGAAACGAUCCAAGGACGCUUCGAAGCCGUACUAGUUGACAUCAUCCUCGAGCGUUCGUAGGUAGAUACCAAGGACUAUGGAUACUAGAGCUUUGGUCUUACUAUAUCAGUUAGCAAUAUCUAUUUUUCUCAUAGUCGGACUCGUAUUCGCGCGAUUAGUUUCUGGUUGAAUCGUAACGAGAGCAACAACCGACUUACGGGAUUUUUUCGACUCCUCAGGCAGACAGGGCCGCCAUUACGAUUCGAAGGAGCUAUCGGAAAACAGUAUUUCUUCCUUGGACGUGCAACCACGUACGAUCCUCUAGUCAAACAGUAUUUAUAGAAGAAAAUCGAAGUAACGAUAAGGCGCGGUGUCCAAGAAACAACGACUUACCGGCGUCGCUCGGUCGUAUCGUUUAUUUCACUUAUAGAUCAAAGCUAGGCUCACCCCGUUCCUCCCACCGCUACCCCCAAUCCCCAAAUUGUAACGAAGCUGUGAUACUCGAAAAGACUUUUUUUCUUUGGAUUUUUUACGAACGAGAAUUAAAGUAUCGUCCUUUUUAAAAUUUGCUUUCUACCAUAUAUGUAUAUAUACAUAUAACUCGGCUUUCUCUCUUUUAUUCCGUCCUAUUCUACAUAUAUAUAUUUUAUAAUAUAUACUUUUUAUAUUUAUAUCAACGUGUUUUAAUCGUUUCGUUUCUAAUCAUACAUAUCUAUACAUAUACAUAUACAUAUAUACACGCACACGCAUAUAUAUAUAUAUAUAAUUUAUACGAUCGCGUUACAAUCGUUGUCGAGAAAGUUCCAUGAUAUUUUGCAACCGUGAUUAAAUAAAUAACAGCCAGUAGCUGCCACUCGUAGGUCGCAGGACGUAUUAAGUAGAGAAGAAAGGAUAAACUUGAAAUCAAAUCUCCUCUCACAAAUCACACCUAUAUUUGUCGUACGCUGUUCAUUUAUCGUACCAAUAACGCGCUUUCGAUGUUCGUUCCUUCGACUUUCGAAGGUACGACAGAAGUACCUAUUCCCUCGUUCAACCCCCUUUCUAAGUUGUGUAAUCAAACUCGUUUCGUUGCAAAAGGCUGCCAGUUUAAAGCUUACUGUGCUAACUCGUUGCACAAAGUGAAGUUACGUACGUGAAGUUUACUAACAGACACAUACAUACAUUAUACACGACAUACGGCUUUGUAGACAACUAUAUACAUAAACACGGACAUAUGUAUAUAUGUAUAUAUGUAUGUGUGUAUAUAUACAUAUAUCAUAUAUAUGUAUAUAUAUAUAUAUGUGUAUGUAUACAUAUACACACACAGGUAUAUAGUUUCGCUUCGAAAACUUUCACGCAACGUCGGUAGUAACAUUAAUCGUGGAAUGAAAAAUUCUAGCUCCUUAAUUUUCUCGUUCGAGUCGUCUCAUUCGCACGUCGUGAAUCCAUGCCGUUGAACGUUACGGGAUGCACGAAAUUCUCGAUGCAUACCCAUCUCGCUAUUAUAUUAUUCACUAAGCCUUAUUUAUGGUUAAUCACGCUAUUAGUACGCUUCUAUUAGUUGGUAAAGACUAACAACCAUUGCCAUGUGUUUUCGGAAUGCCGGUGCCCGUCGCGUGCUAUUCGGCACCGUCGUCUAUCGUUCUCAUUUGAAUAUACGACACAUAUUAUACAUACGAUAUACAUAUGUAGAUAUCUAAUGCGUUCUCUUCUCCAAGGGAGAAGUAAUUUUUCAAAUGAAGGGACUUUCCGAAACUCGUGAGAACUAUCGGCGAACGGUGCUGCUUUUGUCGCGAGUGAUGCGAACGAGGCCCCAAAUAAGUAUACAUAUAUAUAUAUGUGUGUGUGUGUGUGUGUGUGCACGUACCACGUUUGACGAUUAUUCAGAACGAUUUCGUAAACGACGUCGAACUACGACGGACGAGAACAAUUCGCGAAGUCAAAGCAAUUUUGGGUCCUCGUUUGUUGAAUCUCAGUCUAAAAUCGACGACGGUCCGGACGUAGUUAUACCUGUGUGCACGAUGCACGGUGUGUUUUCGUACCUCUGAAAAGGCUUCGCAAAUGGGCGUUUGUAAUCUAGUGGGCUAGCUAGCCUUUUGGGUUUUCUCUUCGUUAAUGACGAGGACGCUCGCGAAAGGAAAACUCGGGCGGAUAGCUGGCUAGCUAGCUAGUCAACUAGGUGUAGCUUGUGUGCCCUUUUAUCUGUCUCUCUGUCUCUCUGUCUCUCUCUCUUUCUCUAUUUCUAAUCUCGUCGAAAGAGCGAGGAACGAUCGACCAAAGAGAAAGUUCGUUUUGCGUGGCCUCAGAAAGGUACGAGCUAUCCAGCGUGCAUCUCGCAUCCGAGGAUAUCCUACAUAUCUGGUGUGUGGUGGUGACUAACCUGUCCGUGUGUUUGUUUGUGUGCCAGCAGGUGGCCUGUGACGUUGUGACCGUGUACUCUCGAUCGGAGUCGCCGUGCCAUGUCAAUCUCAGUCAGUCAAUCGAUCGGUCGGUCGGUCAAUCGAUCGUCUUCGAUCGUCGACCAAGUCGGUCAGUCAGUCAGUCACGACUCCUUGGUCAGUCUCUCGAUCGGUCUCUCUGUGUCUGUCGGUGUACGAAAAAAAAAAAACACCAAAAAGAAAACACACCAAAACAAAAAAAAAAUACGCAACCCCCGUCCCGUCUUUCUCUCUAAGACUAACUGGCCACCGCCGUGUCCAACAGAUCCUACAGAUCCUACAUUCCUAACAGAUCAUCACCAAAUUCUCCCGCACUCUUCCCAUCUUAUCCUUCGACUAUUAUCUCCUACGCAGAGAAAGAGAGAGAGAGAGAGAGAGAGAGAGAGAGAGAGAGAGAGAGAGAGAGAGAGAGAGAGAGAGAGAGAGAGAGAGAGAUCCAUCCGUGUGCCUGCGAAUUUUGCGCGGAACCGCCUGCGAUUCGGCGCGAUCUUAAACGUUGUUAAAGUAAGGGGAACGAGAGAAAAGGAAUCCUCGUUGAUCGUCAAGACUACUUCUCCUGAGCAGUACAAAGUGUAUCCCGUGGGACAGAGAAGAAAGGAAGAAGAAGAGGAGGAGCAGGAAGAAGCAAAAGAGUGGUGAUCUAAUGACGGAGAACGAGAGGAUUCCGAAUACGCGUACGAAGCUCGAGAGCAAAGAGAGACCGAAACGGAGCCCAAGCGCGUCCUACCAGGAUUCGAACGGAUCCUUCGUGUCUGGGGAAAAAAAAAUCUGCGACUAUCCUUCCUCUCCUGUGAUGUAUACGUACACAUACGUAAAUACGUGUUUUAUUCCUCGUAUCACGGUCUAAAGUCGAAAAGAAUAGGAUCCUGAGAAUCUUAGACGUGAAACACCCUCUCUUGACGUUCCGAUAGGCUGAAAAAGGAUCUUUCUUUGGACCGCUAGACUCGAGAGAAAAAGAUGCAAAUAGAAAAAUAGAAAAACGAAUGGGAGGAAGAUAGGACGUAACGCUGCGAGAAUACAUUAGAUAUAUAUAUAUAUAUACAUAUAUAUAUACAUAUAGAUAUAUAUAUUAUUAUGUAUAUUAAUCGUUGACUGAGAUUUAUUUUUAUCGGCUCACUGUCGGAGUCCGCCGUCGGUGUCGAAGCGCCUGUUUGUAUACAUACGUGCCGGCAAUUUGGACAUAGAUAGAUAGUAGAUGUGUAAAGAAUAAAAAAAAAAAAAAGAAAAAACAAUUGAAAGAAAGGGGUAUAAAUUAAAAAGGAAAAAAGUAAAAGAGUGUAAGGGAGAUAAAACCCGUAAGCGGGUGUGGGGAAGAUAGACCAACGUUGAGAGUACGUCGAGUCUUUGUUCGACUCCUUUGAUGUGCGAGGACUUGUUGCGCGUUAUGUAUCCAGAUUCUGCGAAUAUACCAAAAAUGAAGAAAAACAAGAAAAUGAAAGAAACGUAAGAGACAAAAGAAAAGAUAAGAAAAUAGAGCUGAUAUACCCGCUCACUCAUUAACUCACACACAUUCAUACACAAUCAUACACACACACACACACAACAUACUCGCAACACACUCCCACACGUUACAGAGGAAAAAGCGAAAAGUAGUAGUAGAAAAGACAGAGAUAUGUAAGAGAGACAUUUUGUAAUUGACUUUGUGAUAAGACUGUAUCAUAUGUAGGAUCGAACUAGGAUCGCUUUUUAAUAAUAAAAAGCCGUGCAAUUAAGGGCCUGAUAGGAAACGACAGUGGGAACGAGUGAAUGGGAAAUGAGAGAAAGGGAGCGAGCGAGUGUGAAUGAGAAAGAAAGAGAAUAUCGAUGGGACACCUUGGAAUUUUCGGAAUUUCCGUCGAUCGAAUACGUAUUAUUAAGAAACGCGCGGACUCGUUUAAUAAAUAAAUGAAAUUGAAACAUCAUUAUGGCAUCGAGAACACGCAUGUGAGUAUCACAUUCAGCCGCGUUUCCCGAUCUACGUCACAUCCGACUCGAACUCGUAGACUCGCCUUCAACGAGAAUUUUCAAAAUUCGACGCGGUCGAAUCUCGAAAUUUUACCCGAUAUUAGGCGUAACGCGUGCGAUACAAUAUCGAUUUUCAUUUUUUGGUUCUCUCGUGAAACAUCGACUACGCGUAGUUGCGAUUUGAAGAAAAGAGUUGAUAAAAUUGAAAUUGCAAUCGUAUUACUAAAAUAUGUAGAGGAAAAAAAAAAGAAACGGAACUAAAAUAAAUGUAAGAAAAAGCGCGUCUAAUUAAGGGUUAAUUAGAUUAAAUAAGAGCUAGAGAUUCGACGCCGAACAAAUUGACAUUCCUUCUUCCACUACGCUCUCGUAACAACGUCGGGAGACGAAGAAUCAAGAGAAAGAAAAAGAGAGGGAAAGAGAAAGAGGAAAAAAGAAAGAAAGAUAAAGAGAAUGGAUUCGCAAUCCUAGUCUACUCGUUUUGUUCGCGUCUAUCGUUCGGCCGCCAAUUUUUCUAACAUCGAUGCACCAUUUUUGCGUUUUCGUCCCACCAUUCGUGCACCAAACUAUAUAUGUAUAUAUGCAUAUAUGUAUAUAUAUGUGUAUAUAUGUACGUUCGUCUCUUUCUUCGUUUCUUCUUCUUCUUUCACGCGUUAUUAAUUAUUACGUGAGUAUUUUGAUGUGCGUUCGUGCGCGCACCCUUACACAAACAUACACACAUACACUGAUACACGUACGUAAAAAUACAUAUACACGUGCAGACACAUGCGUCAAACCAAAUGAGCGAAGCGUCCAGCGUCUUGGCAAAUUAUUUUUUAAGAGAGAAAAGAAAAAGGAAAAGGAGAUAAGGAGGUAUACGACAGACAAAAGAAACGUAAGACGCAACGCGGUUUCGCGGUAUCGGCGCUGCGACGCUUCGCGUUAAGUUACCAAAGACGUGUCUUUAAUUAAUCAAUGUACUUAUGCCAAGGCUAACGACUAAUCAACACGUUGAUCGACAUGACUAACAAAGUGAGAAAUCGGGCACGCGUCGUCUUGUUUGUAGUAUCUCACCUCCACUUUUACACUUCACAUGUACAUUUACACGCGAAUAAUACAAGAUACACUUAAAAACAACAAAACUAGAGCCUAGUCAAAAAAGUAUCGUUUGCGGUCAUUAAUAUCGCCUAUAUAACAUAUAUAUGUUGUGUCGUCACGAUGAAUCCUGGCACAAGCGUUUUUAUUAAUGUCUGUGCUACUAAUGUUUCUUCGGAUCACUAUUAUCGUUAUGUCCAUUUUUACCGCGCUGCUGAUUAACGUCGUUGUUAUUAUUAUUAUUAUUAUUAUUAUUAUUACUAUUAUUAUUAUUAAUUAUUAUUAUUAAUUAUUAUUAUUAUUAUUAAUUAUUAUUAGAUAUAUGCUAUUUUUAUUAUUAUUAUUAUUAUUAUUAUUAUUAUUAUUAUUAUUAUUACUAUUACUACUGUAUUAUCAUUAAUAGCUACGAGCAUUAUUGAAUAUUAUCGAUACUGUAAGUUACUGCAAUCAUUUAUUAUCACUUAUAUGUAUUAUCGACAAAGAGUCGCGACGAUGAUAACAAGUAUCAACGUCGGUUGCUAGUUAAUUCGCUUAAUAAUAUUUGGCAGUCGGCACAUGUCACGACGCAUCAGGCAGGUACUUCUACGUAUGUAUAAUAUGCGUUUUCGCGAAGGAUAUUCGUUGCAAUUGACUAUGUUUUAUUAUAAAAAUAGUGAAGAAGAUGUGCCCUCAAAUAAUGAAGGCAGUUAUAUGGUCAAGCAGAAAUCACUCGUAAUGUUGCGUACUUUCGUUAGCGGAUAGACUUAAAACAACGAUUUUUAGUAAACGAAUUGAAAUUAAUCGUGAUCGUUUCAUUUUUCAAUGUACUUAACGUUCGACGAUCGCGAGAUAAUAUGCGAGUUCUCUCUCUCGACACAGUUUCUAGAUUAACAUACUUAAAGAAAUUGUAAGGUAAUAAUUUUUUAACGACUGGAAAUAGAAAUCUUUAUAACUUCGUUACCUCGUAAAAUUAAUCGCGGGUGUAAGACCAAAGCAAAGGAAAAAAAAAAAAAAAAAAAGAAAAAAGUUAACAAAAGCCAAAAAUAUUGCGAAUACGUGGAGAGCGCGAGGACAAAAUGCAAUCGUUAGACGCAAUCUAACGAAAAGGAAAAGGAAAGUUUAACGCAUCAUCGGUGAAUCUGCUCGGCUUCGAAGUUAUGCGAGACGUCGUUAUGCAGCUUAUCAUGGCACACACGAGCAUUAUUGGCCUUAUAAUUAACCGCUGUUAUUAGUAAUAUUAUUAUCCAACCUUUAAACUACAUACACACACAUACACACAUAUACACACAUACACACACAUACACACACAUACACACACAGACAGAUACAUACAAAAGUACAUAUGGCAUAACGUUUAUUUUUUAAAGCUAAAGUUAUUACCUCCUAAGACUAUCGUUACCGAUGAGUAUACCUCGU